AUGGCUUUUGUAUUCCCAAAAAUUUUAAAAAUUUCUGCUUUAGCAUUACUUACUUACUUGUAUUUAUUCUCAGACUUUGUUGUAUCAGCACCUGUUGAUAAUUCAAAACCAAAGAAACAAAACAUCAUUUUCUUUGUUGGUGAUGGUUUAGGUCAAUCUGGUGUUACUUUAGCCAGAACUUAUAGACAAAUUAGAGAUGAAUUAUCAUCGAAUGAUUUAUUAGAAAUGGAUAAAUAUCUUAUUGGUACUCAAAGAACUUCAUCAAAUUCAUCAUUAAUUACCGAUUCUGCUGCUGCUGGUACUGCAUUAGCCACAGGUUUCAAAACAAUCAAUGGUAGAAUUUCAGUUGAUCCUGAAGGUAAUCCCGUAGGUGCUAUUGGCGAAGCUUUGAAAUUACAAGGUUAUAAAAUUGGUCUUGUUGUCACAACUUCAGUUUGUGAUGCCACCCCUUCAGUUUGGCUUUCACAUGCUCUUAACAGAGGUUCACAAGAUUUAAUUGCUGAACAAAUGGUAGGUGAAAUUCAUCCAUUAGGAAGAAUUGCUGAUAUUGUUUUAGGUGGUGGUAAAGGUUGGUUUUAUGGUAUUGAUGAUGGUGGUUUUAGAGAAGAUAACAGAUCAAUUAUUGAUGAAAUGAAUGCUAAUGGUACUUGGACUUUUAUUGAUACAAGAGAAGAAUUUGAUAACUUAGAUGAAGGUCGUAAUGUUCAAUUACCAUUAAUUGGUUUAUUUGCUGAUGAUGAUUAUCCUUAUAGAAUCGAUAGAGAUGAUUCUGUUCAUCCUAACUUAGUUGAACAAACGAAAGUUGCUUUACAAGCAUUAUCAAAUGCAACUGAAGAUGAAGAUCAAGGUUUUUUCAUUAUGAUUGAAUCUUCAAGAAUUGAUCACGCAGGUCAUGCUAAUGAUUCACCAGCUCAUGUUUUGGAAACUUUAGAAUAUGAUGAAGCUAUUAAAUAUGUUUAUGAUUGGGUUCAAAAUACUACAACUGAUACUAUUGUUAUUGCAACAGCUGAUCAUGAAACUGGGGGUUUGAACUUAAAAGCAAAUGGUGCUGCUGAAUUCGAAUAUAUUUUAAAUGCAACUCAAUCAGCUGAAUAUUUAGUUUCAGAAUUGAAAAAUUUUGAAAAUUCAGAUAAUACUGAUGAAUUAUAUGAAUUCGUUAGAAGUGAAAUUUUUGAAAAUGGUUUAGGUUUAACUAACUAUACGGAUGAAGAAGUUUCAAGAAUUGCUGAGAUUGCAGGUAGAAAUACAUCUUAUUCAUCUACUGAUGGUGUUAUCCUUUCAAACAUUACUUCUUCAAGAGCAGGAACUGAUUGGGGAUCAGUUCAACAUACUUUUGUUGAUGUUGGUUUAUAUGCAUUUUCAAAUGCUGAACAUUUAAGACAAGCAGCUAUGAAUGUUAGAACUGGUUUAGCAGGUUACCAUGAAAAUACUGAUUUCAGUGUUUUUAUCAAAUCUAUUACUGACAUCAAUUUGGAUGAUGUUACUGAAGAGAUUGCAGACAUUGCUCUCGCAUACUAA
Insectozyma verbasci is the source of this 1518-nucleotide messenger RNA. Lineage: Eukaryota; Fungi; Ascomycota; Pichiomycetes; Serinales; Debaryomycetaceae. The record is from the annotation of a GenBank genome assembly.